Molecule: messenger RNA, 631 nt
Organism: Podarcis muralis (Common wall lizard)
Lineage: Eukaryota; Metazoa; Chordata; Lepidosauria; Squamata; Lacertidae
Source: RefSeq, a predicted model, not a curated record
AUGCAUCAUACAACCCACACAGGGGACAAGCCAUAUUACAGAUGUUUGGAGGGUGGGGAGAGCUUCCGAUAUAGUGACUCCCUCAUGAAGCAUCAAAGAAUUCAUACAGGGGACUGGUUCCAUCAUGGGAGCAUCCUCACUAGACAUAAAAGAACUCACGCAGGUGAAAAACCUCACAAAUGUUUGGACUGUGGGAAGGGCUUCAGGCACAAAGGCACCCUCACAAAGCAUCAAAGAAUUCAUACAGGGGACAAACCUUAUGAGUGCUUGGAGUGUGGAAAGAGCUUCACUCGCAAAGACCACCUUACUUUGCAUCAGAGAAGUCACACAGGAGAAAAGCCUUAUAAAUGCUGGGAGUGUGACAAGAGCUUCUGUGACAGUGGUGCCCUUACUCUGCAUCGAAGAACUCAUACAGGGGAAAAGCCUUAUAAAUGCUGGGAGUGUGGCAAGAGCUUCCGUGAGAGUGGUUCCCUUACUCGGCAUCGAAGAACUCAUACAGGGGAAAAGCCUUAUACAUGUUUUGAAUGUGGAAAGAGCUUCAGUCAGAGUUGUCACCUUAAUGAUCAUCAAAGAACUCAUACGGAGGAGAAACCUCAUUAAUGCUUUGAAAGAUGCUACAACAGCAGCAAGA